AUGUUCCGCCUCUCUGCUCAGUCGACUCGCAAGGCUGUCCAGCGUCUUGCUGUCCAGGCCCGCCACCAGUCCACCAGCUCUGCAGCUGCCACCAGCAUGAACGCCAAGAACGUCUCUAUGGCUGCUGCUGGUGUCGCCACCGUUGGUGCCUUGGCCUAUAUGUCCAUGGAGACCGUCGAUGCCAACAUGGCUGCUGACGGCCUCCACGCCCCCGCCUACCCUUGGGAGCACAAGAAGAACCUUUCCACCUUCGACCACGCUGCCAUUCGCCGUGGUUACCAGGUUUACAAGGAGGUUUGCGCUGCCUGCCACUCUCUCGAUCGUAUUGCCUGGCGCAACUUGAUCGGCGUUUCCCACACCGAGGCUGAGGUCAAGGCCUUGGCUGAGGAAUUCGAGUACACCGAUGGACCCAACGAUGUUGGAGAUAUGUUCCAGCGCCCCGGAAAGCCCUCCGAUUACAUGCCUCAGCCUUAUGCCAACGAGGAGCAGGCCAGAGCCGGUAACGCCGGUGCUUACCCCCCAGAUCUCUCCUUGAUGAUCAAGGCCCGUCACGGUGGUGCUGACUAUGUCUUCUCCCUCUUGACCGGUUACCAGGAUCCCCCAGCUGGUGUUGAGAUCCGUGAGGGUCUUAACUUCAACCCCUACUUCCCCGGCGGUGCCAUCGGUAUGGCCCGUGUCUUGUACGACGGUUUGGUCGAGUACGAGGACGGUACCCCCGCCACCACCUCGCAGAUGGCCAAGGAUGUCACCAUCUUCCUCAGCUGGGCUGCUGAGCCCGAGAUGGAUGAGCGCAAGAAGAUGGGUAUGAAGGCCUUGACCUUGAUCGCCAUCUUGACCGGUCUUUCCGUCUACCUCAAGAGGCACAAGUGGGCCGGUCUCAAGACCCGCAAGAUCUUGUACAAGUAA
Molecule: messenger RNA, 906 nt
Organism: Linnemannia hyalina
Lineage: Eukaryota; Fungi; Mortierellomycota; Mortierellomycetes; Mortierellales; Mortierellaceae
Source: the annotation of a GenBank genome assembly